AUGGGUGCUGCAGAUGGCGAUGAGUAUCGGUUCAAUUACGAAGAGACAGAGUUGCGCCUUGGGUUGCCUGGUGGAAGUGGAAAUGAUGGCGAAAUAUCAAAGAAUAAUAGUGGGAAAAGAGGGUUCUCAGAGACUGUUGAUCUAAAGCUUAACCUUUCGUCCAAGAAUUCACACGUGAAUCAGGUGGAGAAGAUGAAGGAAAAUAAUGUUUCUCCUCCUUCUACUGAUCCUGCAAAGCACCCAGCCAAGUACGUUUUUUUGGGUGAUGUUCUCCUCCUUCUACGCGCACACACACAAACCCAACUUUGCCUUCAUUGCAUGUAUAAGUUAUUAAACAAUCUUCUAUUUCAAAAAUUUAAAUUUUUAAAAAGUAUAUAACAUAAGUGUUUAUCUAAUACUCUCCUUCACGUGUGGUCCUCUUUGGGUGGUUCAUCCAUAUGAUUGUUUUUAUUUUUUAUUUUUAUUUUUGGUGAAGAGAAAGCUUGAUGAGAUUUAAACUCAGGGACUUCUAGACUUUGAUAUCAUGUUAAACAACAUUUUGCUCCAAAAAUUUAGUGUAACGCAAGUAUAUAUCUAAUAUUGGUUAGCUCAUAUUAUGUUCGUCACAAGGGCCCUUGGGCAUGCACACACACACACAGAUAGAGUGAGAGAGAGAGAGAGAAAAAGAGAGAUCUAAAGAUUAAAGAAGAAAUUUUACGUGUGGGUCAUUAAAAUUUGUAAUAUUUUUUGUUACCGUUGUAGGUUUCUGUAAUUUUUUCUCCUUCUCUUCCGUCAAUCUAACUUCUAUCCUUUAUUUCUUAGAGGGUGUCUAACUGUCUAUCCCUUCUAGCUUAAAAACCAAGUUACUUACUAUAUAAUCUAAAAGUUUAAGUGGUAUGAAGAGUGCAAUAUAACAAGUUCUCUCUCAUAUAGAUAAGAUUUUCAAUCAAAUAAACCUAAAGCCCUUUAAUUUUCAUAGUAAUUGUGAAAUUCCAAUACAUAAUUUCCUAUUUUAAUAUAAUGUUAAAUUAUCAUCACGAUUUAAAAGUUUAUUCUGUUAGAUUAAAGAGGGUUUAAUAACAUAUUUUACGCUUAACGUCCUCUUUAUUUAUUGUCUUUUGAUUUUGAUCAUUCUUUCUUUCUCUCUUAUUUUCCUCGGCCAAAAGAAGGAAAUGAUUAUAACCACCGACUAUAGGAGAUGACUAUGGUACCAAAAUUCAAAAUUUUGGUAUCAUAGAGAUUUAACACAUUUUGUGAGUAAUUUUAUCACUGUUGUGGUAUCCAAAACAAUAGUAAAAAUAUUUACCACAACAAUGGUAAAAAUAUUCAUAAAUAUUGUAAAAAUAUCCACAAAUAUAGUAAAUCACCCACAUAAAUGAUAAUUUUUUUGUAGUUAAAAAAACGUGGUAAAAAUAAUUACCACAAAUGUGGUGAAAAUACCUACAAAAGUGAUAAAAACAUUCACAAAAGUGACAAAUUAACCACAAAAAUAAUAAAUAUUUUGGUUGUAAAAUGACCCAUAAAAAUUAUAAAAAUAUCAUUUGAAGUAGUAAAUUUUAGAGGUAUGACAUCGAAAUUUUUUUUAGUUGUACCAUAGUCAAGUCCCUAACUAUAAUUACCUAGAGAAGACGCCACAACAAAAAAGCAAAAAUGAAAAUAGAGAUAGAAAUGAAUACAAAAAAACGCAAUAUAAACACUUCUCCAGCUUUGGAUUAAUAAUUAAAUAGUUUUAAUGUCACGUACAAUAUUCAGAAAAAAAAAUAGUAAAAUUCAGAUCAGAAGGAUUUUAAGGAGAUGUUCCUACUUUACAACCUAACCUUUUAAAAAGUAUACUUUAUAAAUGUGUGGCUAUAGUUUGUUGUCCUGAAAAAAGAGAAAAGAACAAAACAUUUGGAAUCAAACAUUCCCGACAAGCAACAACAGGUUGAUGGGAAAGAACAUGCACCGAAAACAAUUUACAUUUAAACCUAAAAUAUUCUCACAGUUGGGACUUGACAGGGAUAAGACACAUUUUUUUUUUCCUUUCUAAUAAUGAAAUAUGAAUAAUAAUAUUUUUUAACUGACCUGUUACCUGUAUGAUAAAAGUAAGUACGAAUAUUUGAACUAUUGAAGAAUUAGUGUACUGUUUGAUAAUUUUUUUU
This is a messenger RNA of Ilex paraguariensis (yerba mate), 2120 nucleotides long. NCBI's taxonomy places the organism in Eukaryota, Viridiplantae, Streptophyta, Magnoliopsida, Aquifoliales, Aquifoliaceae. The record is from the annotation of a GenBank genome assembly.